AGUACAAUUCUAAUUUCUUUAUUGCUCGACUUACAGAACAUUUUGUAUCUACCGCAGCCGUUCCCGGCGCGGCCAGUAGCCGUCGCUAACGACUCCACCUCCAUAGCUUUCUCUUUCUUCGAUCUUCUGUUCUUCAGUCUUCUCCGACCAACAAAACUUGGUUUAGUGAGAUAAAUUAAAGUUUCAUUUCUAAUAUGCCAAACUCAUCACUUCAAUUAAGCUUCGUCUCGAGACCUCCAUAACCAGUAACUGCAGAGAAAUCGUGAAUUCUGCGUUUCUUAGGUCUGAGAAAGGAUCGGAGAUAAUUAAUGGGUUUUCACCGGCUUUUCUCGUAGUUGAAGACAGGCUUAGCUAGGGUUUCGUUAUUUUGUGGUUGCAGUUCUUACACUACUGGGUUCUUGAUUUAGGGUUAAGAAAUGGAGAAUUACGGUCAACUCGGAGAGGAAACCGGCGCCGCCGCUGCGAGGCAAAGGGGAAGCGGAACCGGGUUCAUGUACGGCGGUUCGGUUCUUGGACCGCCGAGUUACGGGAGAACCGGCGGUGAAAGUAACCACGUGGCUACCGGUUUUCAUCUCCAGCCUGGCGGCGGCGGCGAGUGUUACGGCCAAUCGGACGGACCGCCGCACACGUCGGUGAAGAGUGAAGGCGGCGGAAGUAGCGGUUCGCAUCAUCAUCAUCAUAAUCACCAUCAAAUGUUUCAGUACCCUUUGAUGAUCAGAGAUCAUCUCCAUCCACGUCAGCAAGAAUCCGCUGGUGACAACUCUUUGAGCGAAGGCGAUGCUAUGAAGGCCAAGAUCAUCGCUCACCCGCAAUAUUCGAAUCUUCUGGAAGCUUACGUGGAUUGCCAAAAGGUCGGAGCUCCACCGGAGAUGGCGGCGCGUCUCUCGGCGGCCCGACAAGAGCUGGAGGGGAAGCAACGCGCUUCUUUCAUUGGUUCCAGAGAUUCCUCCAAGGACCCAGAACUCGAUCAAUUCAUGGAAGCAUACUAUGAUAUGCUUAUGAAGUACCGAGACGAGCUGACUAGGCCUUUCCAAGAAGCAAUGGAGUUCAUGCGACGGAUCGAAUCGCAGCUAAACAUGCUAAGCGACGGUCCGGUCCGGAUCUUCAACUCCGAUGACAAGUGCGAGGGCGUUGGUUCCUCGGAAGAGGACCAAGACAAUAGUGGUGGAGAGACCGAACUCCGGGAGAUAGAUCCCCGGGUGCAAGACCGGGAGUUGAAGAACCACUUGUUAAAGAAGUACAGUGGGUAUUUAAGUAGCCUGAAACAAGAACUUUCUAAGAAAAAGAAGAAAGGCAAACUGCCCAAAGAUGCCAGGCAGAAGUUGCUUAGCUGGUGGGAGCUGCACUACAAAUGGCCAUAUCCUUCGGAAACGGAGAAGGUGGCGUUGGCGGAAGCGACGGGGCUAGACCAGAAGCAAAUAAACAACUGGUUCAUCAACCAAAGAAAACGGCACUGGAAGCCAUCAGAAGACAUGCAGUUUAUGGUGAUGGAUGGUCUGCACCACCAAAACGCAGCGCUUUACAUGGACGGACACUACAUGGGAGACGCCCCUUACCGCUUGGGUCCAUAGUUUGAUUAACGUCGUCGUCCCAAACUGUUUUAAGGUUGUUAUUAGUAGGGACAUGCAUGCAUGCUUGAUCUGAUUUCAUGUUCGGCGAGUAAUUAAGGUCUGAUAGAUCUUUGGUGGGCAGCUCCGAUUGAUCCAUCAUCAUCAACCUGAUGACAUGAUGAAUUUGUAUCUCUUCUAUCUUCCAGAAAUACCACCCUAGCUUUUUGUUUUGCAAUUGAUUUGUGUAAUCUGGCAUGCAUGCAUCGGACGGCUCAUCUGUUAAUUAAUUUGCCUUGUUUUCUAGGUUAAAUUGCAUGUUUUAAUACCAAGUAUCUUCUUUUUUUUGAAAACAAUACCAAGUAUCUAUUUUACCUA
Ipomoea triloba (trilobed morning glory) is the source of this 1925-nucleotide messenger RNA. RefSeq names its product homeotic protein knotted-1-like. Gene Ontology annotation, molecular function: DNA binding; DNA-binding transcription factor activity, RNA polymerase II-specific. Gene Ontology annotation, cellular component: nucleus. The record is from RefSeq and is a predicted model, not a curated record. Gene Ontology annotation, biological process: regulation of DNA-templated transcription. The coding region runs from base 417 to 1571 and encodes 384 amino acids. The transcript is spliced from 4 exons. Lineage: Eukaryota; Viridiplantae; Streptophyta; Magnoliopsida; Solanales; Convolvulaceae.